Carya illinoinensis is the source of this 1078-nucleotide messenger RNA. RefSeq names its product zinc finger BED domain-containing protein RICESLEEPER 1-like. The transcript is spliced from 2 exons. NCBI's taxonomy places the organism in Eukaryota, Viridiplantae, Streptophyta, Magnoliopsida, Fagales, Juglandaceae. Gene Ontology annotation, molecular function: protein dimerization activity; DNA binding. The coding region runs from base 113 to 997 and encodes 294 amino acids. The record is from RefSeq and is a predicted model, not a curated record.
ACAAGAUGGGUUGAAAGCAAUUGAUUGUGCUAUUCAAAAAGUUCUUGACAGUAUCAAGUAUGUCAAGGGAUCACAAUCAAGGAAACAAAAAUUUUUAGAUUCAAUAAAACAGAUGUCUUUGGAUGGUAGGAAGGGGUUGAGACAGGAUGUCCCUACUAGAUGGAAUUCAACUUUUCUUAUGCUUGAGAGUGCUAUUUUCUAUCGUCGUGCCUUUUGUCAUUUGGAAUUAACUGAUUCCAAUUUUAAACACUGUCUAUCAAUAUCUGAGUGGGAAAAAGUGGAGAAGAUUAACACUUUCUUGGAAGCUUUUUAUGAUGUCACUUGUGAGUUUUCUGGAACCAAAUACCCUACAGCCAAUUUGUACUUUCUAGCAGUGUUUAUGAUUUAUUUGACAUUAAAACAACACUCUGAAAGUGAAGAUGACUACAUGAGGAAUAUGUCUUGUCAAAUGCUUGCGAAGUUUGAGAAAUAUUGGUCUGAAUUCAAUGUGCUAUUGGCGAUAGCAGUUAUAUUGGAUCCUCGAUACAAGCUUCAUUUUGUUGACUUUUCUUAUACGAAGCUUUAUGGAAAUGGUUCCCUGGAGUUUUUAAAUGUUCGUACCAAAAUGGCAUCUCUUUUUAUGGAAUAUAGUUCUUCUAGUGCUCCCACAAGUUGUACCACGACUUUUGAAAGAAGUUCUAGUAGAACGGAAAGUGAAUCUUCUUCUGGUAGAUGGAAUAGAGUCAAUAAACAAGUAUUUCAGGAAUUUGAUUCAUUUGGAAGUAAUGAUCUCACUGCCCAUAUGCAAAAAAGUCAAUUGGAGCUGUAUUUGGAUGAACCUAGGACAUAUAGAAAUGCGAAGAUUGAUAUUCUUUCCUUUUGGAAAGGAAAUGAAUUUCGUUAUCCUGAUCGUGCUUAUAUGGCUCGUGAUAUUUUGAGUAUUCCAGUUUCCACAGUUGCAUCUGAAUCUACUUUUAGUGUUGGUGGGCGUAUUAUUGAUAGUUCAGGAGUGCAUUGAAACCAGAUAUUGUUGAAGCAUUAGUCUGCACAAGAGAUUGGUUAUAUGGCGAGAAAGCCGAAGUCGAGGGUAACAUUAUUA